This is a messenger RNA of Cheilinus undulatus (humphead wrasse), 2763 nucleotides long. RefSeq names its product phosphodiesterase 11a (gene pde11a). NCBI's taxonomy places the organism in Eukaryota, Metazoa, Chordata, Actinopteri, Labriformes, Labridae. The record is from RefSeq and is a predicted model, not a curated record. The transcript has 20 exons. Gene Ontology annotation, molecular function: 3',5'-cyclic-nucleotide phosphodiesterase activity; protein binding. The coding region runs from base 1 to 2763 and encodes 920 amino acids. Gene Ontology annotation, biological process: signal transduction.
AUGGCAGUGCCAAAUAUGCUGUUCUCUGACGUGGAAACUUUUCUGGACUCGCAUCCCGAGUUAUUCGAGGACUACCUGAACAGAAAGGGGAAUUAUAGCAUGGUGGAGAAAUGGCUUAAGAAUCACCAGGCGUGCAAAAGUCAAAGUCCUGGUGCUGCAGCUCCCGCCGAGCCGCGAGAGGAGAAGAGCGGCGCGUGCAAGGACAGCUGGGCGAGCAAAUGUGACGGUCUGCAGAGGAGAGCAUCGCAGAGGGAGCUGCGCAAAACUUUCGCCAGAUCAAAGGCCAUCAACGUGAACAGGACAUACGACGAACAUGUGAACUCCAGGGCCCAGGAGCCCCUGACCAGCAUGAGGAGGAGAGCUCUGCUGAGGAAGGCGAGCUCUCUGCCCCCGACCACUGCGCACAUCCUGAGCGCACUGCUGGAGUCCAGAGUCAACAUCCCCCAGUACCCGUCCACAGCCGUGGAUUUUAAAUAUUACCUCAAGGAACAUAACGAAAGAGCCUUUUUCCUGGAGCUUGUAAAAGACAUAUCAAACGACCUGGAUCUAACGAGUCUCAGCUACAAAAUCCUCGUGUUUGUUUGUAUUAUGGUGGAUGCAGACCGGUGCUCCUUGUUUUUAGUGGAGGGAACCGGCAACAAGAAGACACUUGUGUCCAAAUUCUUCGAUGUGCACGCGGGCACCACAGUUUUACCCUCAAUGAAUUCAGAUGAAGUGCAGGUGCCGUGGGGUAAAGGCAUCAUUGGAUAUGUGGCUGAACAUGGAGAGACAGUGAACAUCCCUGACGCUUAUCAGGAUCGUCGGUUCAGUGAUGAAAUCGACAAGCUGACAGGGUACAAAACCAAGUCCCUCCUGUGCAUGCCCAUUCGCAACAGUGAUGGUGAGAUCAUUGGAGUCGCUCAGGCCAUCAACAAGUCUUCGAGUGGAGAACUCUUCACUGAAGAUGAUGAAAAGGUACUUCAGAUGUACCUGCCUUUCUGUGGUAUUGCCAUCUCCAACGCCCAACUCUUCGCCGCCUCAAGGAAGGAGUACGACAGGAGUCGGGCACUCUUAGAGGUCGUCAAUGACCUGUUUGAGGAGCAGACUGACCUGGAGAAGAUUGUCAGGAAGAUCAUGCACCGUGCCCAGACAUUACUAAAGUGCGAGCGCUGCUCUGUUCAGUUGCUGGAGGACAUUGAGUCACCGGUGGUCAAGUUCACCAAGUCGUUUGAGCUUCUGUCCCCUAAGUGUAGUGCGGACACUGAAAGCAGUUUCAAAGACAGCAUGGAGAAAUCUUCCUACUCAGACUGGCUCAUCAACAACAGCAUUGCAGAGCUGGUUGCUUCCACAGGACUCCCAGUGAACAUUAGUGAUGCUUAUCAGGAUCCUCGCUUUGAUGCUGAGGCGGACCAGUUCUCGGACUUUCAUAUCCGCUCCGUCCUUUGUGUGCCCAUAUGGAACAGCAACCACCAAAUCAUCGGUGUUGCCCAAGUGCUGAACAGGCUUGAUGGGAAACCCUUCGAUGACGCAGACCAGCGUCUUUUUGAGGCAUUUGUGAUAUUCUGUGGGCUCGGCAUCAACAACACCAUCAUGUACGACCAGGUUAAGAAGUCUUGGGCGAAACAGUCCGUAGCUUUGGAUGUUCUGUCUUACCAUGCCACGUGUUCAAAGACUGAAGUUGACAAGUUCAAGGCUGCUAAUAUCCCCCUGGUCUGCGAGUUGGGUAUCGAUAAGCUCUCCUUUGAUGAUUUCUCACUGGACGUCGACGCCAUGAUAACAGCUGCUCUGAGGAUGUUUAUGGAGUUGGGGAUGGUGCAGAAAUUUAAGAUUGACUAUGAGACGCUGUGCAGAUGGCUGCUGACGGUCAGGAAGAACUACAGAAUGGUUCUCUAUCACAACUGGAGACAUGCCUUCAAUGUCUGCCAGUGCAUGUUUGCUAUGCUAACGACGGCGGGUUUCCAGGAGACUCUGACUGAGGUGGAGAUCUUAGCGCUUAUCGUCGGCUGUGUUUGCCACGACUUGGACCACAGGGGCACCAACAAUGCUUUUCAGGCCAAGACUGGCUCAGCCCUUGCUCUGCUUUAUGGGACCUCUGCUACGCUGGAGCACCACCACUUCAACCAUGCUGUUAUGAUCCUGCAGAGCGAGGGUCACAAUAUCUUCUCCAACCUGUCGUCCACAGAGUACAGCGACCUGAUGCAGCUGCUCAAACAGUCCAUCCUAGCCACAGACCUCACGCUUUACUUUGAGAACAGAAACAUGUUUUUUGAGCUGGUCAGCAAUGGAGAGUACAACUGGAACGUGAAGAGUCAUAGAGACAUGUGCAGAUCCAUGAUGAUGACAGCGUGUGAUCUUGGUGCUGUCACUAAACCCUGGGAUAUAUCACGCAAGGUGGCAGAGUUGGUGACCAGUGAGUUCUUCGAACAGGGCGACAGAGAAAGAUCAGAGCUGAAGCUCACGCCCUCGGCCAUCUUUGAUCGAAACAGAAAGGAUGAGUUGCCCGGGCUGCAGCUGGAAUGGAUUGACGGAAUCUGCGCUCCGCUGUAUGAGACCCUCGUCAAAUUGAAUCCCAAACUUCAGCCGAUGCUUGACAUGAUCAGAGCCAACAGGGCCAAAUGGGAGGAACUGAACAAGAAGAGACAACGUGGCCAGAGCAUCUCAGCACCCCCGAGCCCCUGCAGUGGCGACAGCGCGGAUAAAAGCGGCUGCACUGUGGUCAAAACAGGCAGCACACCAUGCUGCAGCAGUGAUGCUGAUGGCAAACCAUCCAAAUCUGUUAGUUAG